GGCCGGGGAGCUGCGGGCGGCGGCCAGCGCUCUGCGGCGCGCCCAGGCAGCCUUUCGGACGCCACGCCAGGCUUCGUCGGUGCGCAGCUUUCACGGCGGACCGAGGCGCCGAGGGCCGAGGUGGGCGUGAGAGAUGGAUACCAGUUCACAAGACAUGGGGCCCCCUGAAACCGAGGCAUCCGCUCUUCAUAGUGUCGAAAAUGCCUCUGUCAUUUUGGGAACCGGGAAUCCCGUGACUCCUCAGAAGCAGGCAGCAGAAGUGACUCCUGCUCUUUACACACCACAGACUUUUAAGUCACCUUUGAACUUUUCCACAGUAACGGUGGAGCAAUUGGGAAUUACACCUGAAAGUUUUGUUAAGAACUCUUCAGGGAAGUCGUCCUACCUUAAAAAGGCCAGGCGACGUUCUGCAGUGGGCGCACGGGGCUCUCCUGAAACCAACCACCUGAUUCGUUUCAUGGCCCAGCAGCGGGCUUUAAAGAGUGCUGAGAAGUCUCCGCUGGCCCACGGCUCCCCCUUUCAGGGCAGCCCUGGAGUGUAUCGAAAUGUUAAUUCAUUAAGAGAGCGAAUAUCUGCUUUCCAGUCAGCUUUUCACUCCAUCAAGGAAAAUGAGAAAAUGGCUCCCUGUGCAGAAACCUCAGAGGCAGAGGAAGGGCCUGAAGUAACAGGCUUCGCUAAGAAGGAAGAUCGAGGUGGCUCCUGGAAGCCUGGAUUUCCUGGAGAGUUAUCCUCCAAGCGCCGGAAGAUCACUGCAGAAGGCGGCUCUGAGGAUGGGCUCAGCCUUGCGGGGCACACAGGGUCUCGGAUGCCCAGGGCUGAUGUGGACAGAGCACAUGCUGCUGGCCCUUCCGUGGCUCUUGCUGAGGUUUUGGCCUCCAAGAAAUCACCUGAACACAGCUUAACCAAGUCUGGAUGCGUGGGUGACGACUGUGUUCCCUGCCCGGCCCUGGCAGAGGCCUCCGCUGGACCUGAGGUGGCCGAUUGGAUGGAGGGCACAGGACGCAGUGAUGCUGUUCCACUGGACACACUGGUGACACUGGCCACAGUCCCCGCUGCCCCUGUGUGCAGGGGGGAGGUUCCAUCUACCGAGACCAUUGUCCUCCGUUCUGUAUUGAAGAAACCUUGUACGAAGCUGUCUCUAGAGAGCUUAGAGGAGCACAAAGACGACCUGUGUGCUAACGGGACGCGUCCACGCUUGGCCUCGCACCCUCUGAACUGUUGCAAAGAGCACAAAGCAAAAGAUGAAGACAAUUGUGAAGUGCCUGCUUUUCCGAAUACGAAGAAGCGGAAGAGAGUCACCUUUGGAGAGGAGCUGAGCCCAGAAGUGUUUGAUGAGUCUUUGCCAGCUAACACCCCACUGCGUAAAGGGGGGACACCUGCCCGUCUGCAGGACUUACAUAGACGCAGUCCCCAACUUCCUGACCAGUCACCAGUUCCUGAGCCCUUGCCACAACCAGAUUUUGAUGACAAAGGGGAGAAUCUUGAAAACAUAGAACCACUUGAGAUAUCGUUUGCAGUUCAAAGUCCUAUUAAACCUUCUAUUUCUGAGACUCUUUCAGGUACUGAUGCUUUUAAUUCUUCAAAUAUCCACAGGAAACUAUCAUCCUGUAAAGUUGCUAAACCAACACGGACUUCUAACAGAAGAAAUCAGCCGGCCUUCACGGAAGAGAAUGGUUGCAACUUACGUCAUGCGGAAGCUCAGCCUUGUAAGGAAAAGAAAAUCAAUAGGAAAUCGCAGGAGACCAAGUGCACAAGCAGAGCAUUUCCUAAAAAGAAACAGAUGUUGAAAGGUGGCAGAAAGAAGAAAAGAAAGGGCAAGAAAAGUGUUGAGAAAUCUUUGUACGGAGAAAGAGAGCUUGCGUCCAAAAAGCCCCUCCUGAGCCCUAUCCCGGAGCUGCCUGAGGUCUCGGAGGCGCCCCUGUGGGCUGCAGGCGUCUGCCGACUGCGCGCAGGUGCUUUCAGCUCAGCUGGCAAACUGGGAGACGUGGAGCUGCUGCGAACGUCAGCUGAGAGGAGGGGGCUCUUGCUUUGGCCCCCGGAUUUGCGUUUGCAGCGAGGCCUCCAUGGAGCGGACGCCUCUGAGCUCUGCCGCCUGGACGAGACGGGCUCUUCACUGCCCGCGGCCCCGUCUCGUGAAGAUGCAGGCGCAGGCACAGGCACUGAGGACAGCAGAAGUGUCCCGCAGGCAGAGAAGGAGCUGCAGCCUGGGAGCGAGCUCAGAACUGAGCUGGAGGCCCACCGCGGUCCUGCCCCUCGUGCCUCUGCGAGCAGCGAGCGCCCGGCGUCCGCGGGCCCGAGCCCGGAUCCGCCCCCGCAGUGCCCGGAAGGUGCUGCCGCUGCUGGGCCGAGCGCAGAAUCGCUUUGUCGGAGCCUGGAAGCUGCGCAGGCUCCGGGCCUAGAGCUGGAGCAACAGGAGGACUUCUUAGUGGCCACGGCGGGAAAGCUGCAGCGCAGUUCCUCGAGUGUCGCCCAAGAAGAAUUCAGUAGCUCAGAAGAUGUCACCAGGAAGCGGAAAUCCGAGUCAGAAGGCCACGGUGAGCCUGCGGAAAGCGGGAGCGCGCCUGGCCGCGGGGAGAGGAAACGCGGACGCCGCUCUGUGCGUCGCGCUGAUGGUCACUGCGUCUGGUCACAGCCCGACGGGAGUCGUAGUCCUUCGCGCAGCGUGGAGAGCACGGUGGCAGCUAGUCUCCAAAAUGCCAAACUGUAUCACGAUCUGUCCGACGCCAUAGAGCAAGCCUUGCAGAGCACCAGUAGUGAAACCAAAGUGCGGCGGAGCACGAGGCUCCAGAGAGAUCCCGAGAGCCAAGGGCUCGUGUGGCUGGCCGUUCCCUUUCCUUCCGCUUCCCAGAAAGCCAGAAGGAGGACGAGCUGUACAUUGGACAGCAGGGAGCUGCAAAGUUCGCCCCCUAGAAAAGAGACGGAGGGCUCAGGGCAAGACCCAGGGGUGGUGGGCUUCAGCUGCGGUGACAAGAGCAGCGAGGGCCCGGCCGCCGCUCCCAGUCGUUUUCCCCGGAAGAGGAGGAAGAGCCUUUGUGUCUCUGAGCUCCCCAGUGCCUGCAGGAGCACAGGGCCAGCCCCGACUGGCAGAGGCUUUCCCCAGGAGAAGGCAGAGAGCUCGCAGAGGCCGGGUCCAGGCGAGAACUGAGCACGCCAUCAGCCCAGAGCAUUUAAAGGAGACUAGGGCCUCGUGCUUCCCCUCCAGCGGCCGUCCUUCCACCUGCUCGGCUCUCAAGUUUGAAAUAAAGUCAGUUGUGAUUUUAAGUAGUAAUAAGUUGAUUUCUUCAUCAUUCCAAAAUCAAACAUUCUCUUAAAUGUAUCCUUCCCCCAAAUGGUAAAUGCUUUUAUUAGUAUUUUGCUUACAAAUUAUUUUCGUACUCAAAAUGUCUGAAU
Messenger RNA from Octodon degus (degu), 3390 nucleotides. It is a transcript of the gene Cdca2, whose product is annotated as cell division cycle associated 2. Gene Ontology annotation, biological process: regulation of chromosome segregation; regulation of mitotic nuclear division. Gene Ontology annotation, cellular component: nucleus; chromosome. Lineage: Eukaryota; Metazoa; Chordata; Mammalia; Rodentia; Octodontidae. The transcript is spliced from 15 exons. The record is from RefSeq and is a predicted model, not a curated record. The coding region runs from base 134 to 3145 and encodes 1003 amino acids.